AUGUCUAACCAACCCCACAACGACCUCCCGCCAAGUUAUGAUGCAUCACAACAAUCCUGGGGAAACGGCACUCAGCCACAGGAUGCUUCAGCCUCAGCCAAUCCACCUCCAUAUCACAACUGGCAGGAAGCAGUCCCAGACACAGCCACAUUCCCACCACCCCCAAUCACCGGCUACCUAAUCUCAGGCACCGGGAACGCAUCCGAAGACGAUGCCCAACGCGCCCAUGAUUUCUGCGAUUCCGUGCCCCUCUGGCUCCCAACCCAGCCCUCAACUGCCGUCUACCACGACGUGCAGGCCUACGACCUUCGACCCGUGCAGCCAGCCGAGCUGCGUGGCCAUGUUUCGGCCGUUGCAUGCGGCCGCUGGCGUGGACAUAGCGUCGAUGGGAACGGGGAUUGUGUCGUUCUUACCCAGCUGCCCAUGUACUUCCCUGCUGCAGACUCACCUUUUGUGCGGGAGCAGAAGAAGACCAUCUACUUUGAAGUUAAGUUGUUGGCACUGAGGGCGGGGCCGACGCCGCAGGAUUGUAGUGGAAUUUCGAUUGGGUUUGCUGCGCAGCCUUAUCCGUCGUGGAGAUCGCCUGGGUGGGAACGGGGUGGGUUGGGGGUGUUUUCGGAUGAUGGGUGUCGGUUUGUGAAUGAUUCGUUUGGGGGCCGGAAUUUUACCACGGCGUUUAAGGUGGGUGAGACGGUUGGGUUGGGGAUGGAGUUUGAGCUGCCGGAGAACAUCUGCAGUGGGGAUAAGAAGCGUAAGAGAUGCAAGGUGCAUAUCUUCUUCACACGGAAUGGAUGCCGAUCUGGGGGUUGGGAUCUGCAUGAGGAGGUCGAUGCGGAUUCUGGGGGUGUUGAGGGCCUGGAAGGGGACUAUGACCUCUACGGGGCGAUUGGGCUGUUCGGUGGCGUCGAUUUCGAGUCUUGUUUUGACCCUGCAGGCUGGCUAUGGAAGCCGGAAUGA
Penicillium samsonianum is the source of this 957-nucleotide messenger RNA. RefSeq names its product SSH4 family protein. NCBI's taxonomy places the organism in Eukaryota, Fungi, Ascomycota, Eurotiomycetes, Eurotiales, Aspergillaceae. The record is from RefSeq and is a predicted model, not a curated record. The transcript has a single exon. Bases 1 to 957 code for a protein of 318 amino acids.